Molecule: messenger RNA, 9849 nt
Organism: Stegostoma tigrinum
Lineage: Eukaryota; Metazoa; Chordata; Chondrichthyes; Orectolobiformes; Stegostomatidae
Gene: btbd8
Product: BTB domain containing 8
Exons: 19
Coding region: 550-6192 (1880 amino acids)
Molecular function (GO): protein binding
Source: RefSeq, a predicted model, not a curated record
GGGACUCCUGUUGUGAUGUCAGGCUGCCGGGGGGUUCGAUGUUUUUGUCGCCAAAAGGUGCCUAGCAACGGAUAAGGAUACAGUGAGCGGCUUCUGCUUGAAAGGAUGCCCCAGCCCUGUGCUGCUGUUCCCAUUUAACCUCAUCUCACUGCCCAGCGUUCAGGGAAUUUCGUUGCUGUGCUGGCAGGCUCCUUCUCGCCUCCCGGCAUUGCAUUUUAAAUCCUACCUUUAACCGGUCCUUCACUCAGCUGUCGGCUUCUUGUUUUUUUUAAAAAAAAGAAUAGAGUGAGGUGAUUACUCCCCUCGCCCAAAUUCCCAGCGCUUCUCGCCGGAUACUGUCGGGCCUUCACAAGAGUUUCCCCGGUCUGGCUUGGCCUAGAGCCCGUGGAUGUAACCGCGGGCCUUUUUAUUUAAGAUACGUGCGUGUAGCCGAAGAGUUUUAACAUUUCACAGGCACUUCCGUGAAUUCUACCGGAGAUUUUGUUUCUUCUGAGAUGAAAAAGAAAAAAUACCAACACAACCAUUAAGAACCAUAGAAAUAGCCUGGAAAUGGCAACAUGGAAUGGAGGAAUUGUACAAAGGGUACCAAAUCUGGAAGAUACCAGUGUUUUCCAAGAGAGAGUAAAAAAUGAAAGACAAAUAUUGAAAGAAUCACUGGCUUUACAGUUAAAUCAGGAUCUUCUUGGGAUCCUUAUUGAUGGAAGUCAGACAGAUGUCACGUUCCAUGUGGGAGCUGCUGUUUUCAAAGCUCACAAAGCUGUGCUGCUUGCAAGGGUCCCAGAGUUCUUCUUGCGCAUUUCUGGAAAACAGUUGAGCCAGGAUGUUGAGAACUGUCCACAAGUCAUCAAUGUAGAAAAUUUCCGACCUUCACAGUUUAAAUGCUUUUUGCAGCAAAUUUAUACAGCGGAUCGAAAAGUAGACCAUCUUGAAGAGGAGCUACUUUUGAAUAAAGAGCCCAAUCGAGGAAGACUGAAGACUGAAGAAACUUGCUCGCUCAAUAGUGUUUUUCAUAAUUUAGGAAUGAGCAAUGGGCGAGGUGGUGAUAGAUGUAUGCCAUCUAGUCCAUUUCUUCCUGAUAAUCAGACCUUGGAAGCAAAUGAAGAGAUGUUGACCUCAAGCCUGUUGGAAGAUGACAUGCCUGAAGGAAUGUUUGAAAUGCCUGAGGAAACUGAAGCAGAGGAUUAUGCUCUGUCCAGUGUUGUUGUCUCCUCUGGACCAGAUGAUCCUGUACCAGAGCCAGCAUCUAUGCUGGGUGCUGAUCUCUUAUCCCUAUAUCGGAGAGGAUGUUGCCCUGACAUAACCCUUCACGUUGAGAACAGAAUUUUUCAUGCACACAGGGCCAUCCUCUGUGCUCGCUCCAGUUAUUUUGCAGCAAUGUUGAGUGGAAAUUGGGCAGAAAGCUUUCAGAAAUCGAUCACUCUUGCUGGUGUGAGCCACGUGGAGGUGGAAAUCAUGAUGAACUUUUUAUAUGGAGCUAUUUUAGACUUGCCCAAAGAAAUUCUGCCACGUUCAGUGCUUACAUUGGCAGAUAUGUACAACUUGGAUGGGCUGAAGAAAGUAGUCCUGCAUGUUCUGAAAAAGGAUUAUUGCAAGUUCUUUCACAAGCCUGUUAUUGGAAUGCAGCAAUCUAUUCUGGAGUGCCUGCAGAUAUCUCAUUCCGUUGGAAUUGAUGGUCUUUACAGUUCCUGUAUGAGAUGGAUUACCAAAUAUUUUGUGAAAUGCUGGUCUGGAAAGAAUUUUGCCAAUCUUCCAGCAGAACUGCAGCAAGCCUGUUUGAUGUCUUUAGUCCAGUCUUUAAAUGUAGAAAACGUGGUUUCUGUGCUGAUGGACAGUGAUCGUCUACUGUGGAAUCUUCCUGAGGUGAAAUGGGCAGAGCAAGCCAUUGCCUUGACAAAAGAACUGCAAGAUGAAUGCAUCAAGUUUAUUGUGCCACACUUCCUUGAGACUGUACAAAGUAAAAGUCUCCUCCAUCUAUUAAAAGCACAGAGAAUGAGCAGAAGACCAUAUCUGGUGGAAAGGAUUUUUGCAGCUAUUGAACAAAACAUUACAGUGACAGACGGUUGCUUGCAAUUUAUAGCAGUGGACCUGCUGAGGAGCCAGGUGGCUUACAAAGAGGUGGGUUUUGUGAGUGAGAUUUUGACCCUCUUUGACAAGCUCUGGAUGUUUCUGGUUCAGUCUUUUUAUGCAGUCCGUCACACGGAAGGCUGGAAGCUGAUGAAACCUCAAGACCAAGAGCAAAUCCAGGCAGCUGCUCUUGACAAAGGUGAUGAUAGAAAACUCAGCAAAAGACCAACUUUGACAAGCUCACAGCAAAAGAAACGUCCUUUACUUGACCCUUCUCCAUUUGAUGUGGUAGAGCAAGUGUGUAGAAAGGGAAAAGUGCCGUCCAUAAAUACAGUUGGACCUAAUAGUCAAUUGACUGCUGCUUCAAAAAUGAAGUCUGAAAGUUCAGUGCAUGCAACAAACGGACGACUGUCAGCUGGUGCUUUGAGGAAAAGUGAAGCAAAAGGAAAGGAUGCGAAAAAAGCAAAUGACAAAAUACCAAAAAAUGGGAAAGCCAAUGAGAAAGGUACUGUGACAAAGAUGAACACUCCUGCAAAAGCUAGACAGGAAUCCAAGACAAAAGCUGAGAGCACUGUCAGUAAGAUGAAAGUAUGUGCUGACAGUCUGGCAUGUCAGACAGUUUCUACAGUGAGCAACAAAGACAUCACUGGACAGGAUGGCAAAGCAAACACAGGUGGUCGACCCAAAAUAUGUCUCAGCUCUUCCAGCAUUCAAGCAAAACAAGGGAAACUGUCAAAGAAAAUCGUCCAAGCACAAUCAGAAUUGUCGCAGACAGAGAGAAAUGGGAACAAGCGUCACUCUGACAAGCCCGAACUUUUGAGCAAGGAUGGUGCUGGAGGUACAAGUGGAUAUGUUAGAUUACAAGAGGGUAAUGAGAUGGACGAAAUAAACUAUCGUGAUAAGAAAAUGGCAUUUGUCAUUAGUCCUACUGAAACUGCAGCACAGGAGCCUGCAAAGAGCUCAGUUGGCCAGAAAUCAGCAGUUAGGUCAGCAAGUGUCACCAAAGCUGCAAAGACUCCUCCAACUGCAUCAAUGAAAACUGGUAGACCACUUUCUAAUAGUGUGCCAAAUAAACAGAGAGCACAAAAUAGAGAUGAAGCGUUGUCCCAGGCUCAUAUGAAGAAAACAUGGAAUAGCAGCAGCAACUCAUCUAUUCAGCACAGACCAAGGAGUGCAUCUGGGGCAGCUAAAGCUAAAGAUCCAAAAGGAGGAACAGUGGGUUUUGAAAAAACCGACCCUAUUUCAAGCGAUGCUUCAAAACAGCCUACCAAAGUUCCAAACUGUGAAGAAAUAAUGGCUAAUGAAGUCCUAACAAAGGCUAAUAAUUCUAAACCAGUAAAAGCAGCUGCCCUCUCCACAAUAAAGACAAAUACAAGGAAAAUGACGCUACUUGGUGCCACAAGUCCACGGACACCUAUUAAUUCCAGUAAGGUUGCACUCAAAGAGAAAAGUGCAUCUCUACCCAAUGUUAGAAAGCCAUCGACUAAAUUGCUUCCAGUGACAACCAAAGCAAGUUCCAGCCUAAAAAGAUCUGCCUCUAGUUGUCAUGACAAGGUGGCUCCAAAUUCUCCGUCCCAUGACAUGAAAAGUGGAACAGAGAUAAGUGAUCAAACGGGACCAAAUAAUUGGUCACUGCUCUGCCAGAAUGUAGAAAUACCAACUGCCUUACAAGAUAGCAGCUUGGCGCAAGGAGACCACAUUUUGACAUGUGAACAUUCACAACAAAUCAUUACCUCCAUCAACCUAUCUAACCAUGUUAAAAAAGUAAAUCAUUGUAUAUCAGAAAAAGUACAGACAGCUUUAGAUAUGACUUCUGCAGCUAAUUCUGAAGCUCAUACAAUACAAAAGCCAUCUAAAGACAUUGAACUGAAGACUGAAUAUUAUAAAGCUCAAGAUCAUUCUUCACCUGCAAAUAAAGAAUCCCAAAGAACUGAAUCUUCUGAACCAAAGCUAUUGAUUUUUAAUGGCUGUGAGAAAACAAAGGAAGUUCCUCUUCAAAGAGAGUCUCAUUUUGCUGAAGAAAUUAAAGCUGGCCAUCCUGUUAAAGGUGGGGAUCAUGAAGAAUGGUCUCUUCUAAAAAAAGGCAUAUUUGAACUAAACAAUACAAUUUUCACUCACUCAUUUGACCAAACCAGUGAUGCUGCAAAAUCUAGCUUAAAACGAGAUGAAAAACCAGUUCUGUCCGAUUCGCCUAAAGAAGUAGUUGAGUCAGGAAUCCCAGAAAAUCAUGAACAUUCAGAAACUCAACUAGUGGAAUCUUGGAACUUGGGCACAGAAGUCUACCCAGCAUCAGAUGCAUCUUUCCCAAAGCAAAGCCCAGACACAGACACUGGAAGUGCAACAACAUCAUCUGAUGACAUAAAACCUAAUUCAGAAGAUUAUGAUGCUGGAGGUUCCCAGGACGAUGAUGGAUCAAAUGAGAGAGGCAUUUCCAAGUGCAGUACAGUUGUAUGCCAUGAUUUCCUUGGGAGAAGUAGCAGUGAUACCAGCACGCCUGAAGAGCUUAAGGAAUAUGACAGUGGAUUAAGAGUAGAAGUAAAAGUGAAAGUUUUGGAGCCACAUGGGAUGACAAGAGGUGCUAAUACAAGAGAAUCACUAAUUAAUCACUGUCCAAAAAUAUCUCCAGGCAUUAAAGCAGUGGAAAGAGGAAGUGAAGAAAAUGGUGUGCCUGAUGGUGAUAAAUUAGAUCCUCCCUCAGAUCUUUUGUCGUCUUGUGAAGUGACUGAAGAAGAUAAGUCAGAAAUUGAGAAUGCAGAGGAAAUUUUCCCUUCUGCUGCUGCUGCUCCUCCACCUCCACCUCCACCCCCUCCUGACCAGGGUAUUUACCAUUUUCAGGGCAUUGACAACCUGGCUUUUGAAGACAUUACAGAAAAUGAGACUGACGUAACAAACUUUUCUUCAGCUGCAAAUUUUAAACGUUCUGUUCUGCUGUCUGUGGAUGAAUGUGAGGAGUUGGGUUCUGACGAAGGAGAAGCUGGAAGUCCUCUUGCCUGCUCUUUUGAUUCUCUUACUCCCUCGGAUGUAUUUGAUGGUGGUUCCCAUGACAGUGGUCAUCAACAUUAUGGCAGAACUUAUUACUCGCGGUACUCACUGGAAAUUGAUGAUGAUUUUUUGGUGUGUAGCCACCUUCAAGAGAAGGCCAAAAAACAAACAAAGGAGCCCAGUGCUGCUUCACCUGCAGAUGAAACGAACAUGGUAGCUAAUGAUGCACUACUACAGGUUGUUUCAACGGAAAUAGAAGAGACAAAACAAGUAGGUAUUGAACCUGCUGCACCCCAUCAAUGCAAUGAACCUCUUAAUGGAGGAGAAAAUAAGCAUGAAGGCAGUGACCGGAUGGAAGGUAAUAUGCUUGAAAACCAAUCUGACGAUAACAUGCAGCCUGAAAAAAAUAACAUGCAGCCUGAAAAAAAUAACAUGCAGCCUGAAAAAAAUAACAUGCAGCCUGAAAAAAAUAACAUGCAGCCUGCACGUGAUGGCGGUGGUGGUGACAGUAGACCUCAAGAAAGACCGUGCCAUUUGCAUCUCUGCCAGAAAGGACAUUCUGGUGUACACAGUGAUGACGUUGCUACAAAUGAGCAUUUAGCUAACAUGGAAAAAGAGCAUGGGCAAGCUUACUACUCCACAAUCAAUGAGCAAACUAAUAAUACUUUGCCAACAGGAAACUUAGCUGAUUGUGACAGAUCACAAAGCUGCACAUUUGAUCGUCGCCCUUCAAAAACCCUUUCUCCCAUAUACGAGAUGGAAAUUAUAGAAGAUGUGGAUCGGAGUUCAGACGUAGAGGUGAGCCACGUGCACCAAGAAGAAAAUGAACACUUUGCAAAAAGAGACUGGAUACUACUUAAGCAGCUUCUUGGAGAUCAGGAUCUAAAUUGUGGGAUUGUUAACUGUCUACCUGAAGAUAUCAACCUCGCAAAAUAUCUGAUCAGCCAAACACUCUUCCUUUCUAGAGAUGCCUGUAGGACUCCAGGUAGAAUUGCAGUUGAAAAAGAGGCUUGGUAUAAAUGGACUGAAUUGCUGUCUCCUUCAGAGGACUCCACAGCUAGCAUUACGGUGGCCAGCUUUUCACCAGAAGAAUCUGUAUCUCCGCAGGGGGAAUGGACAAUUGUGGAACUGGAAACCCACCACUAGCAUACCUACUAAAUUGUGUACAUUGGAGUGCAAGAUAAAUUUAAUCCAUAUGUCACAUGGUCCUAUCCAUUCUCUGUGGCUUAACAACUGAGGCUUAUUGUGUCACCUUUUGGCUGCGGCAGUAGAUAAUGAAAUUGUAGUUUUGACAUUGUUACAGAAUUACCAUUUGGGGGUCUUUAUGAAGGAGUUUGGCAAAGAGGAUAAACAUGAGAUGUAUGUUUUGAUGCUUUACCUUAAAUUUGGGACUUGGGCAAAAGAAAAAUGUUUGUAAAAUAAUAGUUCGUCUAAAAUUGAGACUUCCCUUCACUUUCUUAGUAAAAUUUUAGAAAACUAAAAUCAUUUGAUUGCUUUGAAGAAGCAUUUUUCUUUUUUUAAAAAAUCAGAAUAGGUAGUGAUAGAGAACGUUCAAAUUCCAAGAUAUAGGAAUUUUCUUAACUGUUUGGAUAGAAAACCUUCUGGAAUUGAGGACUGCAAGUUGUUUUUUUAAUCAUUUUUGAGGUUUUAGAUAUUGGUACAAUAUUCAUGGGACUAGAAUCUUAUCUAAUUUUAGUCUUAUUUUCUCAAUAACACAAAUUACAGGUUACAUGGUACAUUUCUGCUGGCUGUUUAAAAUCAAGUGAUUUUUCUUAGUCCAUCUUUGGAAUUUUCUAUCGUCAUAAGUAUAAUUUGAUAUAUUCAUUUGACUCAACAUAAACUAAACAUACAUGAAAUGCAUCCAUGAGAAGAUAAAAUUUCAAUGGUCAUUGUGCAAAUUGUUAUUUGAUAACCCUUUAAAUAGCACUGAUUAUUUUGCAUCCUGUAAAUUCAAAGAUGGUCAUAAUUUUGUUACAAUAUGCUUUUUUGAUCUGAUUGAAAGCUAUGCGAAAAACUGGAUGGAAAAUUAAUAGAAUAUUAGAAAAUUGUGCUUUUGACUAGGGUGUAGCUUUAAGUUUUUAUACAGGUGAUAACAAGUUUACCUUUUCUGUGGUUGUGUGGAAUCAACUCCAUUUUGAUUUAGAAACCCCUAGUAUCAUCUUUUAAGUGAGAUCUCAAGUAAACUCGUGGGAGGGAUGCGCCUUCUAGGAAUGACAUUUGGGGGCUAUCCUUGAAAUCCUAUGGUUUAAUCACGUGAUUCAGUCAGCUUCUCCCACUUUGAUCUGAUCUGUGACAUGACCUCACUUGGAAGUGCUUGAUUAUUUAUGUGCAGUUAGAGAAGGCUUUCUCAUUUUCCCAGAGCUGCUUCUCCAUGAGUUUGAAGAAUGCAAUCUUGCCACUUGUAUACUGAUGCAAAAAAACUAGUUUUAGUGCAGAGAUCCAACUUUUAACUGUAAACGUUGGAUUGCUGUUUAGACUUGAAAGUGUGUGAAUGAAUAGUCACUCAAUUCUGUUAACCAAGCAUCAAAACUGAUCCUGAUGCUCAUUAUUCAAUAUCACAUUUUAUAGACAAUAGGUGCUGGAGUAGGCCAUUCGGCCCUGCGAGCCAUGAACCACCAUUCAUUAUGAUCAUGGCUGAUCAUCCACAAUCAGUAUCCUGUUCCUGCCUUAUCCCCAUAACCCUUGAUUCCACUAUCUUUAAGAGCUCUGUCUAUCUCUUUCUUGAAAGCAUCCAGAGAGUUGGCCUCCACUGCCUUCUGGGGCAGAGCAUUCCAUAUAUCCACCACUCUCUGGGUGAAGAAGUUUUUCCUCAACUCUGUUCUAAAUGGCCUACCCCUUAUUCUUAAACUGUGUCCUCUGGUCCUGAACAGAGUCAAGCUGCAUUCUGUUUUUCAUGCUAUGCUGUAAAGGAAAACUGUAUCCUAAAUACAAAUUAAUUGUUGUGCUACGUCAGUAUUUUAAUCUGAGGUGCUAGUGGUUCAAAACCUACUUAACCACUUAUUCUGAAAUGCAUUGCCAUCAUAAAUUGCACACUUUUUUUAGUUCCUUAUUUCCAUCUUUUGAAAAGACAGAAGUGUCAUCUGCAAAAUCAUUGUACCUGCAGAUUAUUACAUUAACUUCAAAUAAGUAUUAGAAAAAGUUCUCAUUUAAAAAAUUUUCACCCAUCCCCUUUUCUGUUUUAGUGUACAUAAUUCCUAAAGUGACAGGUGCAGAAAACUGGAAACUUGUAAGAAAUGAGAAUUUUUCAAUAAAUGUCAUCCACCCCAUCAAAUAAGCAAUUGAUGCUGUGCUCUUCCUUUUAGAGUAUUCCAGAGCCCUUCAGCAAAGUGAUGAAAAAUCAUAGCCGAGAACCUGCAUUACACCACCCAUGAUACCUCAGGGUGCUUUACUAUGUUGAAAGUUCUGUGUUGAAAUACAUUGUUUUUGCAUUAUGUUAUUGUGAAAAUGCCUAAUAAUAUGACAUACAAUUUUCCCAAAACACACACAUUUUAACUGUCAAAACAGAAAAUGAAUCAUGCAUUUUAAGUGUAGUGUUUUAUGAAGGACUGAAAUUUGACAUUUUUUUUCAAUAGUGAUAGACUUGGAAGACCAUAAGUUAGAGGAGUAGGCUUAGACCUUUCAGCCCAUUGAAUCGGCUCCACCAUUCAAUCAUGGCUGAUAUGCUUUUCAACCCCAUUCUGCUGCCUUCUGUAACCCUUAGGUCCUUCAUUGAUUGAAGGACUAGUCUAUCUAUCUUAAAUACACUCAAUGAUUUGAUCUCCACAGCUUGCUGUGGUGCUGAUGAAGAAUAUUGCUAUUCUUUUAAAGGGGAAUGGGGUGGGAUGUUCUGUGGAAGCAUUAAGUUUACUAAACAUCAGUAAAACUGCUCUUCAAUGAAGCAUCUGGGACUUUCACCAUAAAUUAAAGUACUUUAAUAUACUGCAAAAACAGGUGUCUAUCAUAAACUGAUAGUUCAGUGGCUACAGAUCUCCUUUACGUUGUUCUUAAAAACAACACAGUGUGAUAAGUGUACUCUUGACUUGGUUUACAUUUCACCUUGUAAAUAAAAGGUGUUCUGGAUCCUUAAAUGCACCCAUCAAAAUGUUUGGCUGGAAGUUCUAUAAAAAUUACAUCUUAAAAUUUAGAUGAAGGCAUUUUAUGCAUCUAGUAUAACUAUUGUAACUUUGCAUUUUAACAUUUCAUAAACUGAUUUCGAGCCUUGUCCAUUAUUUCCUUUUGUAUUUUUGUGAUACGUUAUUGUUCAUGUAAAGUGAACAUAAUUACACUAAAUGACUGUUAUGUUACAAGGCCAAAUGUAGUUUUCUAGUUGUAUAAACUUGAACAUAAGUACAGUUGAAUUCCCGUUUUAUCCUGUCAUUCGUUAAAUUACCACUUUCAUAUUUAUGAUGGAUAUUGCCGCCUUAAACUGGGUUCAUGUUGUUUCCAGCAUGACAAGUUGUCAUAGCCAGUUUGCACUGAGUGGAUGUAGAAAUUUUAUAAUGGAAAACAUUUUGGUAAAUGCGGGGGGAAAAAUUAAUGGAAAUUAACAGCCUUGUUUGCCUCUUCACAGUCUCACCUUUUGUUUUUGCAUAGCAGUUGCAGUUUAGUAAAUACAAUACCUCAGAUCUUUCCUCUAUUCAUUCUGAGUGUUCCCUAAUGAGGAAAAUGUGUGCAAAAUUAGAAAGGGUUAAGAUCAGACUCCACUUAACGCAGAGCUGACCAGUCUGUCGAUAGUUGCUUGCUAGGUAAAAACAUGAAAAAUCACCAAAUGUAUAUGAUACCUUACAACAACAAGAUAGUUCUGGAUGUGAGUUUGCUCACUGA